GCCAGACCGCCGCCGUGCCGCCAUUAUGGACACCAGCCGCGUGCAACCUAUCAAACUUGCCAGAGUCACCAAGGUGCUGGGUAGGACUGGCUCGCAGGGACAGUGCACGCAGGUGCGUGUGGAGUUCAUGGACGACACGAGCCGCUCCAUCAUCCGCAACGUGAAAGGCCCGGUGCGCGAGGGCGACGUGCUCACCCUUUUGGAGUCAGAGCGAGAGGCCCGGAGGCUUCGCUGA
Messenger RNA from Orycteropus afer afer, 235 nucleotides. NCBI's taxonomy places the organism in Eukaryota, Metazoa, Chordata, Mammalia, Tubulidentata, Orycteropodidae. The record is from RefSeq and is a predicted model, not a curated record.